This is a messenger RNA of Olea europaea var. sylvestris, 564 nucleotides long. RefSeq names its product glucan endo-1,3-beta-glucosidase-like. The transcript is spliced from 3 exons. The record is from RefSeq and is a predicted model, not a curated record. NCBI's taxonomy places the organism in Eukaryota, Viridiplantae, Streptophyta, Magnoliopsida, Lamiales, Oleaceae. The coding region runs from base 24 to 371 and encodes 115 amino acids.
UGAGUGAUUGUGCAAACAAAUAGAUGGCAAAUAUCAAUACUACUUUGUUUCUUAUUACUUUUCUUGUUGGCAUUGUUCUUUGCUCUUGUACUCGAGAUUUCAAAUUGGAUGACCAAAAACAAGGGAAAAUGUGGUGUGUGGCAAAAGUAUCUGCGACGAAUGCCCAAAUGCAAGCAUUCUUGGAUGCUAAUUGCGGAAAAUUGGAUUGUAGACAAAUCAAUCCAGGUGGUUCAUGUUUUGUGCCAAACACCUUAAGAAAUCACGCAUCGUAUGCUCUUGAUUUAUACUACAGAAUCAAUGGAGUGUGCAAUGCAGCUAUCGGUACUCCAGCAGUGACUGAUCCUUCUUAUGGGAAAUGCAAAUAUCCAUGAGUGCAAUGUAAUGUCGAGCACAAGAAAAGGGCUAGGAUUCUCAUAAAAAUAAUUAGUGAAAGUAUCUCAUGUAUUCGCUAGAAAUCAUCAUUGCCCAAUACUUUCUUGAUUAUCAACAAAUUAGUGCUAGAUAAACUGUUGUUUUGGUGUAAAGAUGUAGUAUGAGGCAAGAGAUGAAGAUUAAUAAAAUGAA